UUCGGCACUUCAGCAGGACCGACAUGAAGAAAGCUAUUAAGCUAACGCUAGGAACUCUUUCAAGCUUUCCAGAUAUAAUGUAACAAAUUACCAUACUAAAGACGGUGCAGUAUCUUUCUGUUACACCCUAAAACUAUUUAAACCAUAAAGCCUAAGCCAGUCUUCUCGGCAUGUGGGUAGAGGAGGGAUUGUCAUAGAGCGGUGUGAUACAGUCCACGUCUGCAACAUGGGCUUCUUGUCUCCUUCCAAGUAAACAUAAAACCCUGUAAGCUUAUGGCAGAGAAACGCCGGUCGCUGCGUGGAAGAGGAUCUCAGUCGUACCGCAGUCUGUCUCUGACGAAGAGGAAGACGGGUAGCGGCAGCGCCAGAGGGGCAGGGGACGGCGGUGCGAGGGCGGGCACCAUUGCCACCUUUUUUAGUAAUGCGCCACCCAGUAAGCUGGCAUGCCCCCUGUGUGGCGAGCUGGUCCCUCGCUUCAAGAUCAACGAGCACAUCGACACCCAGUGUAAGAAGUUCUGUCAGGGGAAUGAGGAUGAGCGCACGCUGCCGUCCAGUAGGGAACCAAAGCACCCUGUGAUGAUCCUGUCACCUCAGCGCACCUGUAGGAGUACACCUGACAAGCAGCCCGGGACGAGGUCACCUCAGCGCACCUGCAGAAGUACUCCUGACAAGGAGCCUGGGACAAGGUCACCUCAGCGCACCUGGAGUACACCUGACAAGCAGCCCGGGGCGAAGUCACCUGAGCAGAGCGGUGAGCUGAAGACCAGUCCUUACUUCAAAAAGCAGCAAUCACAGCAGCAACAGGAGGUGGAGUUGGGGAAAGUCCCUGACCAGCCGAAAGUGGUGCAGAACGUCAGCCUUGGGAGCCUGUCCUCCAGACUGUCCAGAAAGGCCCUGACGUUCUCAGAAGAACCGACCACCAAGCAGACCAGCCGUGCUGGAGGGACAGACAGAGAUGAUGGUGAACUGAACAGCUCUCAAAAAGAAAACCAAUCAGAGAUGACCAGAGAACCACAAGGCCUAUUAGUAAAGACCUCCGAAUGGUUCUCCUCUCAGAAACGAGCUGUCUGUGAACACCCCCCUCUGGUAGAGAAGGAGGAGUGUGAUCCCAAAAUUGUAAAAUCACGUUUACCGCGCACUACUCCUGAUGGAUGUAGCAAUAAGUCCUUCUCGUUGAAGAGGGGAUUGAUGGAGGCGCCAGGAGAUAGCAGGUCCGACACACACACGCUGAAGUCCAGACUCCGCAAGAGAGUCAGACAGGAGAGAGACACAAAUAACACCCAGACGGACACCCGCCCUGUUCCCAGCGCUCAGCAAACAGGACACAGCAAGCACAUUGCACAAGCAGAGACGCCCUCAGCCGGAGAGAGCCGUGAGCAGCAGUCCAGUACUGGACCGGGUCUUCAUAACGAGCAGUCUAGUACUGGACCGGGUCUUCAUAACGAGCAGUCCAGGACUGUGAGGAGAGCAGAGCUUGGUCUUAAUCAGGAGCAGAGCUAUGAGUCAACAAGGAAGAGAGAAUGUGGAACAUCACAAUCGGAGCAUCUGGAGUCCAGUGUUGACGCCACACACAUGAGAGUGGGAGCAUCAGGGUCUUUCCGGAAGCCGUAUUACCUGCGGAACUUCCUGUCUGUGCUGGAGGUGGUGAUGGAGCACGAGGACGACCGGCGGCUCUUCAACCAGGAGGACCUAGCUGCCGUCCACACCUUCCAGCAGCUCUCAGGGCCAGGUCAGAUGCUGUAUGUGCGUCUGUUCCAAAGGAAGCUAAAGUGGCUGCAGGUGGAGAAGCUGGACUACACGGAGAUCAGCGCCGACCUGCGGCCCGUGGUGGACGAGCUGGUGCAGGCACGCUUCCUGCAGGAUGAGCAUGAGCUGCAGGACCUGGCGGAAGUGCUGGAGGUGCUGCCAGCCCCAGAGCUGAGGAGUCUGGCCAAGACACUGCACCUGACCGGGGGAAACAGCGCCACCCAGAGGCCCCAGCUAGUGGAGGGGCUGCUGAAGCUGGCUAAGCAACGCGCCCUCUUCCCCUCUGCCCCGGGGCAAAUCAGCAGCACGGGGGCAGUUAUUCUCAAGAAGGCGAGACAGUUGGCGGGCCGGUGUGUGCGUCUGUGUGUGUGUCCGCGGGCCGUCUUCUCCCGGCUGCUGCUGCUCUUCUCUCUGACGGACUCGCUGGACGAUGAGACGGCAGCAGCGGGUGGGCAGGGCCAGCUCUACACCAUCCUGCUGGUCAACUCCGGACAGCUGGCCUUCCCCGAGUACAGCAUCCAGCGGCAGGCCAGGGUGUUCCGCCACAGGGACGACCUCAUCAGGUAUGAGGUAGCCAUUCGUUGCCUGCAGGAGGUGACUGUCGCCAUGCAGUCAGGCAGCUGGGAGGACGCCCUGGGGCUUUACACGGCUGCCAAGGCAACGUGGCAGGAGCUACAGCAGAGUGGGGACCUCCAACAUGAGAAGGAGCUGCCGGUAUUUCUGCGGUCUUUUACUGUAGGAUGGACCUACACCCGCAUCAUGUCUCGUGGCAUCGAGAUCCUACAGAGAUUACGGUGUUAUGAGGAGGCUGUGGCCGAGUUGAGGGCUGUACUGGCCCAAUCAGUCUACUGUCCAGACAGCAGGGGGCGCUGGUGGGACCGCCUGGCCCUCAACUUACAGCAGCACCUUAAACUCCACGAGCAGGCUAUCGGUGCGAUCCGGGACGGCCUCUCGGACCCACUGGUCCGGACUGGUCACCAGCUGGCGCUGCACCAGCGGGCCGCCCGCAUGAAGGAGUCGCCGAGCCUCAAAAAGUUCCGCCUCCUCCUGCAGGACCUGCCCAGUGUUCACAUCAGGGACGUCCCCCACGUCACCAUCCGAGGUCACAUGUUCCCGCACCAGGGGGGUAUGGGUAAAUCUGUGUUCCUGCGGCCGGCCGACCAGGAAGAGGGAGAAGAGGGCGGGGCCACAGUCAUGUGCUCUGUGGAGGACCUGGCGCUGGCUCACUACAGACAGCUGGGCUACGACCAGGGGCUGCAUGGCGAAGGCUCUACCUUCUCCACCCUGUUUGGGCUUCUCAUGUGGGACAUCAUCUUCAUGGAGGGCGUGCCUGAUGUCUUCAGAUACCCCUAUCAGACGUGUCCACUCGACCUGCACACUGACUGUUUCUACGGUAACCGGCAAGAGGCCAUUGAGGCGCGGGUGCAGCUGGUGCGGGAAGCAGCGGUGGAGACACUGCAGGAGCUUCUGGCAGACGUGUGGCAGAGCCAGCAAGGCCGAGUGUGUGCGCUCGUCAGCUGGGAACGUUUCUCCUCUCUGCAGCAGGCUCAGAGUCUGGUGGGGUGUAUGGGCGGUUCCUUCCUGGCAGAAGUGAUCCUGCGGAUGGCCAGAGACUACAGGCACUGUCGUGGAGGCCUGCCAGACCUGGUGGUGUGGAGCUCUGUGUCCGCUAGCUACAAGCUGGUGGAGGUGAAGGGCCCGAACGACCGUCUGUCCCAGAAGCAGCAGAUCUGGCUGGACGAGCUGCGCAAAUGGGGUGCGGACGUAGAGGUGUGUCAUGUGACCGCCAUCGGGGCACGUGCCACCCGCCUCAACUGAUGGGCAUGCAGAAGACAGCUCCUCCCAGAGUUGCUUCUGCAGUUUGCUGAUGCGGCUGUCAAUCAACUCCUCCAGGCUGCAGUCGGGGUGUGGCGGGGCCCGCCUCCUCUGGGAAAUCUCCAGUCUGGUCAGCCUGUCCGACAGCUGGACACAUCUCUCCACCAUGGCCUUCUCAUCGCUACUCUUCUCAUAAGACAAGAGGGGCAGGCAGGAGACAGUGUCUCUGUUACUGAACUUACCACACACAAAACUGGAAUAAGUAGCUUUCAAACUGGGGAGAGCCCUAACCUUGAAGCACCCUAACCUUGUAGCACCCUAACCUUGUAACACCCUAACUAUAUGGUCCUAAGUUAGCUUAACCCCCCUGGUGGAGCGCAAACACCUCACAAACGGGACACGUGGUCAGACAUUUUACUUGCAAAAUAAAACAUUUUCUAAGGGGUGCGUGACAUCCCAGAAGUGAAUUACCUACAGUUGCACCAACAAUAACAGAUAUCACUGUCUUCAGCCUGGCCAAUAAAAAAAACUAAAAUGUAUCUGCAUGACUGUCAACAACUGUAACAGACGUCCACAGCUUGGCGAUCUUCUCCACGGCAUCCCUGAGCACACACUCCUGCUCCCUCAGACCGCUCUGCCCUGCGGCUGUUAGUCUGGAGACACGGAGGGAAGGGCACAACCUCAGCGGCUGGCAGGACCCCACUAACGGCUAUAGAGUCCAUUAAGGAAUAUGUGUGUGUGUGUGUUUGAGGGAUGUGUGUAUGUGGGCGGGAGAUGGUUUACUUUGUGUCCAGUGUGUUGCUUGAUGGUGUGCUGGUGUGCUCUAGGGCGCGUCCUCGCACUGCUUUGCUGCAUUGCAAACGGACCUACACACACACACACACACACACACAGGACAGAUAUACAUGGACAUUCACACAAGCAUAUCAUAUAGCAGCAGUUUAAAAUCAACUUGGUACCAUCCUGUAGUAACAUGUUGGCUAUAUUGAGAUUUGUGCUGUGUUGAUGGCUGUGGGCCUGUUUUAAAGUUUAAAGAUA
This is a messenger RNA of Alosa sapidissima (American shad), 4599 nucleotides long. It is a transcript of the gene fan1, whose product is annotated as FANCD2 and FANCI associated nuclease 1. Bases 274 to 3564 code for a protein of 1096 amino acids. NCBI's taxonomy places the organism in Eukaryota, Metazoa, Chordata, Actinopteri, Clupeiformes, Clupeidae. Gene Ontology annotation, molecular function: flap-structured DNA binding; 5'-flap endonuclease activity; 5'-3' exonuclease activity. The record is from RefSeq and is a predicted model, not a curated record. Gene Ontology annotation, cellular component: nucleus. The transcript has 16 exons. Gene Ontology annotation, biological process: interstrand cross-link repair.